UCCGUCGUACGUUAUUGUUUACCGCUGCUUUCCCCGCAGGUGAUGGGCGGCUCCAGCGUGCUUAACUACAUGAUCUACAACCGCGGCCACUACCGCGACUACGACCAGUGGGAGCUGCUGGGCAACCCCGGCUGGGGCUACCGCGACGUGCUCAAGUACUUCCUCAAGCUGGAGGACAUGACCAUCCCCGAGCUGGCGCGCGACCGGACGUACCACAACGUGGGCGGGCCCGUGUCCGUGACGUACAUCCCCUGGCACACGCCGCUGGCCAGCGCCUUCCUGGAGGCGGCGCAGCUCAAGGGGGGAUGGCUCAACGACUACAACGGCGCCACGCAGACCGGCUACUCCUACCUGCAGGUGACGAUGAAGAACGGCACGCGCUGGAGCUCCAACCGCGCCUACCUCGGGCCCAUCCGAGACCGGCGCACGCUGCACGUGUCCAAGCAGAGCGUGGUGACGCGCAUCCUCGUGGACCCUGUGACGCGCGAGGCCACGGGGGUGGAGUUCGUGCGCGACCGGCGGCGCCGGGUGGUGCGCGCGCGCCGCGAGGUGAUCGUGUCGGCGGGCGCCAUCAACUCGCCGCAGCUGCUCAUGCUGUCGGGCAUCGGGCCGCGCGAGCACCUGCAGGAGAAGGGCAUCCCGCUGAUCCAGGACCUGGCCGUCGGCUACAACCUCAUGGACCACGUGUCGGCUGGCGCCGUCCUCUUCCUCGUCAACCAGUCCGUGUCGCUGCGCGCCGAGCGCAUCCUCGACUCGCACGACGACUACGUGGACUACAUCGCCUACCACACGGGGCCCAUGUCCAUCCCCGGCGGCUGCGAGUCGGUGGGAUUCGUCGACCUCAAGGACCCGCAGAACCGCGACGGCUGGCCUGACCUGGAGCUGCUCUUUAACUCGGGCUCAAUCAUCUCGGAGCCCACGCUGCGGAACAACUUCGGCAUCGACGAGGCGCUCUACCAGAAGAUGUUCGCGCCAGUGGAGGGACGCGACUCGUGGAUGCCGCUGCCCAUGCUCAUGAGGCCCAAGAGCAAGGGCCGGGUGAUGCUGCGCGACCGGAACCCGCUGCGGAAGCCGCUCAUCUACCACAACUACUUCCAGUACCCGGAGGACCUGGACGUGCUGGUGGACGGCGUGCUCCGCACCAUCGAGCUCAGCGACACGCCGCCCUUCCAGAAGUUCGGCUCCACCCUGCACAAGACGCCCGUGCCGGCGUGCGCCAGCAAGGGCUUCGGCACACGCGAGUACUGGCGCUGCCACAUCCGCCACUUCCCCUUCACCAUCUACCACCAGUCGGGCACCUGCAAGAUGGGCCCGCGGUCCGACCCCAACGCCGUGGUGGACUCGCGGCUGCGCGUGCACGGCGUGGGGCGGCUCCGCGUCGUGGACGCCUCCAUCAUGCCCGAGAUCCCCGCCGCGCACACCAACGCGCCCACCUACAUGAUCGCCGAGAAGGCCGCCGACAUGAUCAAGGAGGACAACGGCGCCCCCAUGUAGGCCCAGGGCGCCUCGUGAAUACGGCUGUGAACCCCACCGGGCCGGGCCCGCCCGCCCCGCGCUCCCCGCACCGGCCGCACCAGCUCUGAGCGCUGCGAUCCAGAACUGGUGUCAUUUGCUAAGUGCUUGGACUUGGUGCGGGUGCCAAGUGCUCCUUGCCCCCAAUACUUUUGAAUUUACGGCGACAUUGCACCUGUCUCCGCCCAGCCUGGCAGUGCGCCUCGCGUCCCCAACGCUAGUCAAGGGGUCUCCGCGAGGCUUGGUGGCCCGGCUCAUUGACUGCAAGUAGAUUAGACAUAGAUAAGUCAUCGCUCUCAUCAUCUCCCAUGUCCUUUCUUGGCAAAUUACUUACUUAUUAUCGUGAUUAACCGCUCGCCCUUUGUAAAUAUUUCACUGCUGUGUGGUUUGGAAUUUCUGAAAAAUUUCAGGAUCCUCUCAAGCACAACGACUUGAGAGAACAGUCAAAUAAAACAUCCGUUUGACGAA
Molecule: messenger RNA, 1980 nt
Organism: Frankliniella occidentalis (western flower thrips)
Lineage: Eukaryota; Metazoa; Arthropoda; Insecta; Thysanoptera; Thripidae
Product: glucose dehydrogenase [FAD, quinone]-like
Exons: 4
Molecular function (GO): oxidoreductase activity, acting on CH-OH group of donors; flavin adenine dinucleotide binding
Source: RefSeq, a predicted model, not a curated record